AUGGUGAUCCGUGCUUCCAAGGAUCUCGAGUACAUCCUGGAGGCCUACCUGGGUGCACAGGGGAAGGGCUUGCACGAAAAGUGUACGUCGGUGCAGCGCUUUAUACCUCAGCCGCUCCAGAAGAAGAUCCGCUACCUGGCCACCAUCCGCAACAAGCUGGUGCACGAGCGAGACUUCCACCACAUCCCGGACCGGCCCCGCUUUGUGGAGAGCUACCAGAUUGCAGAGCGCGACCUGCGGGCCGUGGUGGCCAAGCACGGCCGCAAGCCGGCGGGCCAGAAGGACGACGUCUGCCGCAUGAUGUGA
Messenger RNA from Chlorella variabilis, 306 nucleotides. RefSeq lists its product as hypothetical. The transcript is spliced from 4 exons. NCBI's taxonomy places the organism in Eukaryota, Viridiplantae, Chlorophyta, Trebouxiophyceae, Chlorellales, Chlorellaceae. Bases 1 to 306 code for a protein of 101 amino acids. The record is from RefSeq and is a predicted model, not a curated record.